Dioscorea cayenensis subsp. rotundata (Guinea yam) is the source of this 1072-nucleotide messenger RNA. RefSeq names its product proteasome subunit alpha type-6. Gene Ontology annotation, cellular component: proteasome core complex, alpha-subunit complex; cytosol; nucleus. The transcript has 9 exons. The record is from RefSeq and is a predicted model, not a curated record. Bases 107 to 847 code for a protein of 246 amino acids. NCBI's taxonomy places the organism in Eukaryota, Viridiplantae, Streptophyta, Magnoliopsida, Dioscoreales, Dioscoreaceae. Gene Ontology annotation, biological process: ubiquitin-dependent protein catabolic process.
UGCUCUUACUUGGAGCGCAGGCUAAAAACUCAACUCGUUCUUCUUCAAUACCUCGAGACCUCCAUUCUCCAAUUGAAAACCCUAGGUCUUGAUCGAAGGAGGAGUGAUGAGCCGUGGAACCGGAGCUGGAUACGAUCGUCACAUCACGAUCUUCUCCCCAGAGGGCCGCCUCUACCAAGUUGAAUAUGCGUUCAAAGCUGUGAAGGCAUCUGGGAUCACAUCCAUCGGGGUCCGUGGGAAGGAUUCUGUGUGCGUUGUUACCCAGAAGAAGGUCCCGGAUAAGCUGUUGGAUCAGACCAGUGUGUCUCAUCUCUUCCCCAUCACAAAAUACCUUGGAUUGCUCGCCACUGGGAUGACAGCCGAUGCAAGGUCUUUGGUGCAUCAAGCUAGGAAUGAAGCUGCAGAGUUUCGUUUCAAGUGGGGUUAUGAGAUGCCUGUGGAUGUACUGGCAAAGUGGAUAGCUGACAAAUCACAAGUAUACACUCAGCAUGCCUACAUGAGACCUCUCGGAGUUGUGGCUAUGGUCUUGGGCAUUGAUGAAGAAAAUGGACCUCAACUCUUCAAAUGUGACCCAGCUGGUCACUUUUUUGGUCACAAGGCAACAAGUGCUGGCCUGAAAGAGCAGGAGGCCAUCAAUUUCUUGGAAAAGAAAAUGAAAAAUGAUCCUGCUUUCUCAUAUGAGGAGACUGUGCAGACUGCCAUAUCUGCUCUGCAAUCUGUGCUUCAGGAAGACUUCAAGGCUACUGAGAUUGAGGUGGGAGUGGUGAGGAAAGAUGCCCCACAAUUUAGAGUGCUGUCAACUGAGGAGAUCGAUGAGCAUUUAACAGCAAUUAGUGAGCGAGAUUGAUAAGAUAGCUUCAUUGAUUUCUGUUAGGUUUCUACUAUGGACGCCUAUUUUAAUUAUGCUCAUGUUUGAACCAAGCAGCAUCAAACAUCAUGAGAAACUUCAUACGCAUUCUUGGUGUUGUUUCUAAAUCUCAUUUCUCAAUGUGUUACUUUAUAAUGAUCUGAGGAAUGUUUUUCUUCACUUUGAACAAUUUGGUAAUUGCACAGCACUUUAAGCAUUUGUGCU